CGCCAUUUUAGAUUCAGAAGACGGCCCUCGCGGAUCGUUGAAGGGUUUUGACCUUUCUAAGUGUGAGAAACUGGAUGAGAGCAACUCCAGAAACAAAGUUUUGGAACUAACAUCCAGUCGUUCUCGUUAGUAAUUCCUUCGAUUCGUCACAAUGAGGGCACUGCACAGCCAAAGAAAAGAAGCAGAUACGGUCAAGAAAAAGUUUCUCAGCUUGAGAACUGGAAUGCUAUUCAUGAUGGAAUGUUCACCAGUUUCCAAGAGUCGCUUGUUCCUGGUAUGAACUGUGGAGCGUGCAGUGUUCGAUUGUUAAUGUUAUCCGUGUAUCGAUAAGAUGACUGUUAUGUUGGCUUCUUUCUUUGCGGCAGCUGUGUUGAAGAAGUGCAUAAACACACAUUGUUUCACCAACCAUACAAAUGGCAGGCUCGAACUUGGAAUUCAUUUGUACCCAGGGGUAGUUGUGAAAAAGUUGUCCGGAGACAUACCCAUUCCUGCUCUACAGCAUUUAUACGGCCCCUGGUCAUUGUUGAUGAUAAAGGACGAUAUCAUCGAUUGAAUUUCCAGUUUUGCCUCUGUGAACCAGAGUCUGUUACCCUGAUACGUCAUCACCUGUGGCCUUCGUCUCCAAAGAAACCACGCAUGUGUUUUCAUUUCCACUUCAUGGAUUUGCUGCGGGCAAUCCAGAAUAUCUACAGAGUCCUGAUCAAUGAAAGCUUCGAGGAAUACAGGGCUUUCAUAUACCAGUGUGAAUAUCUCCGUAAUGUCUGCCUGAUUUUGGUGAUGGAACAGUGUGUCCUGCUUGUCCAAUGGAAGAUGAUUAUCCAGUGAUAAUUUCAAUGGAUGGUAACUUUGGGCUUGUGCAGAAAAAGUCGUCUGGUGUCAGUUUUUCCGAGCCGAGGCAUGCGGGUCACUUCUUUUCUAAUCAGAGUGAGGUUGAUGAGUUUGUUCAAAAACAUAACGGAAACAUGAAGAAAGCUGGCGACGCUUGCAGCAAUUUCAAGGCUGGAAACACUUUGAGGACAAAUAGUCGAUUCGAAAUACUGGAUGAGACAGCUGUUUUUGGUUCGGCAUGUCGUCAUGUUCUGGUAGUCUUUUAGAUAGGUUGUUGCUGGCAAUUCCAAUAUUUCACUGCUAUGGCCACAAGUUACCUUGUAAGGUUAAGUACAGUCCUCGGCGAGUUGUUGGUGUUGGGUUAACAGACGGUGAGACACUGGAAUGUCUGGUCCUUUUUGCGGAGUUUCUCAAAGAUAGAGAAAGAAAUGACCCCCAGUCACAGGAUAGAUGUUCUUACUGAUGCUAUGAUCUAUGUAUUACACAAACAAGAAGUUCGCAAAGAUCGGUCCGUAUCUGGCGUCAAAGCUGACGAAAGCCGAGGAUGUAAUGUCAACAACAAAAAAGGAAUUGAAAGCUCUCCUUGAAGUGUCAGAAAGUCAGGUAGAACUCUGGCUUGCAGAGGCACAGAAUCCUGCUAGUUGUCAGCGACUGAGACGAGAUCUGUCCAGCAAGGCCAGUAUCUUACAUUCUGUCACCAAACACAGUGUUGAGGGGAGGCUGCAUCUCGAAAUGGUAAAGAAUUAAUUAUGCCGAUGGCUAGGCUAUUGCAAUUAAACUGCAGAAAAACAUCAACAGAACCAAUCGGCAUAUUAAGAAGAUGGUGGAAAUCUUCAACACAAAGGACAUGGAUGAGAGUUUACCAGAGUCACUUGUUUACGAAGAUGCAUUGAAGGGACAUUACUUUGGCAUGAAUGAAGCACCAAUUGCAGGUCCUAAUGAUAGUGUGCCAUUCUACCUUAAAGAACAAGCUGUUGACUUGUUUUGCCACCACUCCCGAGCUUUUGAGGAACGGUGCUUGUUGUUGAAGAAGAUGGUCAAUGUUGACCGCGUCUUUCGGAAGCAACAACAAGUUUUGUUGGCCUGUGCAACAUCGGACUAUCUCUCACAGGGCCAGAUGGAAAUGGUAGUUGCUAAGGCAAUUUCUAAAGAAGAACUUCACAAUGAAUUCUAUGAGGCAUGCAAGGGCAAUGUGGAAUUGCCAUUUCCUGGGCAGACAUUUAUUGCAUCUGUCAUUAACAAUCAUCAAAGCAUCACCACUAGUGAACUUGGCCUUCCUGAGGAAGAGGUCAGUGACUUCCUUGAAAGGGUGCAGUGUUUGGAGGAAGAGCAGGAGCAGCAUGGUGAUGAUGGGGACGAUCAUGAGAUAGAAGACGGAUUAAGUGCAGUUCAGGAGAGUGAUUACUUGGAUCUGAUUGAUUUGUAGCUACAAUUUUUGAGGUCUUCAUGUUUAAGGGUCGGUCCCUCCCUUCUCCUGGGACAGAAAAGAAAAAGAGGUUACGAAAGAACAAACAGAUGAGAAAAAAGGCUCAAUUAGUUGAAGAUCAAGUUGCUAGCUGUUCUUUUCAAGAUGGCAGCCUUCUGGACAAUGAAAGUACUCGGAAACCUACUGCACCUGUUACUGAUUCUUCUCAUCAGGAUGACCGCAAACAAGAAACUGAAACGCAGGAACAGUUAAAUGGAGCUGUAGUGUCAACAAGUUCACCAAAUAAGAGUCAUUGUGCUGCUAGCGCAUAUACACAAGCAUGGAUAUCAAAAUUUGCCUCACACGAUGCGCCUACUGGUAGUUCAACUCUUACAAAAGAAGCCAUAACUGUUCAAAGAAGGAAGUUAUGUCGGCAAAGUUCCACAGAGAGAAGGUCACCAGAAAAAUGUCCGUCACAAGAAAGUUCCAAAUUAAGACAACUGAGAAGUGACUACGAAAAGCUUGAAGACAAGUGUGACAGGCUAAAAGAUGAACUUGUGUAGACAGACAGGCGCUAUAAAUACUUAUAUGAACAGUACAACAACGUGCAAUUCAUGGUCUCAGUGCGGAAUGAACGACACAAAAUUUGUACCCACUUUCGAAUGGCGGAGCAAGUGUCGCUAUAUGCUGCCAAGCAGGUUGAAGAGAGUGUUUUUAGCAACAUCUUUUUCAAUCUAGACUUUGACAUAGACAACGUCAUUGUCCCUAUCAUCAAUGUAAAGCUGAUGAAAGUAUUAAAAGUUGGAGACACUUGCCAAAUAAACAAAGCCGCCUGCCACUCUGUCAAUAGGUUCGCUACUAAAGCAAUACAGUGAUGAGAACUUUGUAUCCGUUGUCAACCGUGUGUUUCAGGUGCUGUCCUGUAUUAAUGCCACAUUUACCCCAUUCCCAAUUUGAGUGUACUAUGAGGAUAUUAAACCGGCAUUGGUGACUUCACUCCACCACAUUACGGGGACAGUAUAUAGCUUAAACUUAAAGAACUGUUUUUUGGAUUUUUCCUUCCCAUUUAAGUGGGAGGGGAUGGGUGAAAGCAAUGGUCACAUUUGGCUUUCACCUCCGUCACCUCUUCGAAAGACGGUUUUUGCACAACAACUUGAAGGCUGAUAAUGUUGUGCUGGAUGCAAACGAGAAGGGCAUAGAUGUCAUUCUGUGCAGUUGGAAAAAUUCUUGUAAAAUCGAAUCUGGCCGAAUUUUCACGGAGAAGCAAACAAAAAAGCUGGCGGACAAUAUUGUGUCCCAGAGGUUUUGCACAGAGAGAAGCCAUUUUCAAUUGCAAGUAACAUUUAUGCAUUCGGUUGUCUUGGAAUCUUGGUUGUGAAAUAUUGUAGGGCAUAUGAAAUCACGGAUUACAAUUUACAAGUUGUGGAAAGAUUCUCUCUGAAAUGUGUGAGUCCGAGAUCUGCAGCAAGGCCAGAUGUUGAGCUGUUCAACGAAUACCUCGAAUCAUUUGACAUGUAAUACUGUGUGACUCUAACUGAAAAGACGGUACAUUCCUCUGACAUUGGCGGAUGGUAUUUUGGAGAACUUUGUUUUCCACCUGGAGGAUCUAUCUUAACUGAGAAUACUUGGCCUGCAAGGUCACAUACAAUUUACCAACUGUAUGACGAGUUUGGGUCUUGACCCUUUAGCUCCUGCGGGUCUACAAAUUUUUUUCCAGCAUCUCCCUGAAGAUUUCCAGGUAUUCCUAUAGUGUAUAGAUUUUUGGCAAAAGAGAUACAAAAAGUUGAAAAUGAAGUAUUACCAGUUAUUUUGAAGCUAACAAUCAUACCUACAAUAUGAUAUCAUUAAUUUUUCAUUUUAACCCCCUGGUAUCGACAGGAUUAACCCUCUCAGCAAUUUAGUGAAAGUUCAUAAAAAGGCCCUGUAGUAAACAACAGAAUCAUAAGAAGUCCCUACCUAAUCAAAAAAAUCCAUAAAGAAACCCUAAUGUACGAUAAUCCAACCUAAUAUCGAUCGAAAGACACAACCCGGCAGUCUCCUGUACAUGAAUACAUGAAUGGGUUGAUAUGAAGUUAUGGUUUGCACAUGUCACAUUUGUUGGUCAAGUUAGACCAUGAGAAUUGCGAAAUCAAAACACCUACAAAAAUGUCCAGGGUGUGGUUUUAUUGCUGAAUUGACAUGUAGACGAUGGAUAUCUUUUUACCGGUGAAUACUAGUUGUAUGUUGUUAUUAUCAAUAUGUCUGGCCUUCCCAGUUGGUCACAAGUUGUCAUAUUGACUUGUCCAGUUCGAAGUGUUCUGUUCAAUAAAAACACUUGAAUUCACUCGA
Molecule: messenger RNA, 4561 nt
Organism: Lineus longissimus
Lineage: Eukaryota; Metazoa; Nemertea; Pilidiophora; Heteronemertea; Lineidae
Exons: 19
Coding region: 2275-2796 (173 amino acids)
Source: RefSeq, a predicted model, not a curated record